Molecule: messenger RNA, 602 nt
Organism: Anopheles marshallii
Lineage: Eukaryota; Metazoa; Arthropoda; Insecta; Diptera; Culicidae
Exons: 2
Coding region: 57-602 (181 amino acids)
Source: RefSeq, a predicted model, not a curated record
GUGCACCGUAUAUAUGGUACGUUGAACCAACCGUCAGCAAAACAUUCACUGAUAAGAUGUUGGUUUGGAAGCACUGUUUACUGUUGUGCAUGGUAGCUGCCUGUGUCCAACCUUCGUUCGGUGUAAAGGCAUCGUUUGAACGUUUUGAGCAAUUUUUCGGACAGGAGUACAUAGAUUUUGAUCUGCGCGUUCGCAAAUACAACCGCACUGAGAUGACACUUAAUGGGACCAUUUUCGUGAAUCAACCCAUAGAUGAUACGAUCGUGUUCUCAACCGACGUAUUUCUCAGCCGGCUCGGAAAUCAACAGUUUCAGCACUAUCCGAUGCAUCUGCCGACGAGCGGUUUGUGUGAGUUUUUAGACCAUCUGCAUGAAGAGUAUCCGGCGUUUAUCAUAGAUAUUGCGUAUAUUGCACAACCAUCUGAAUGCCCAGUAACUGAGCGAGCCAUGCACAUUCAGGAUAAGUUGUUCCCAACUGAGGUCCUUCCUGAAUCACUGUCAACUGGUUUGUGGAAAAUGGUGAUCUCUGGGACAUUGAACGAAACGAUAAUAAUGCGCUAUAUGUUCAGCAUUCGUCUAUCUGAUGACUACAUGACCUAUUAG